Apis laboriosa (Himalayan honeybee) is the source of this 3005-nucleotide messenger RNA. RefSeq names its product muscle LIM protein Mlp84B (gene Mlp84B). The transcript has 9 exons. Gene Ontology annotation, cellular component: cytoplasm; Z disc; nucleus. The coding region runs from base 170 to 1651 and encodes 493 amino acids. The record is from RefSeq and is a predicted model, not a curated record. Gene Ontology annotation, biological process: sarcomere organization; muscle tissue development. Gene Ontology annotation, molecular function: structural constituent of muscle; actinin binding. Lineage: Eukaryota; Metazoa; Arthropoda; Insecta; Hymenoptera; Apidae.
CUGGCUAUGACUAGGACGGCCACGACGCGAGAACAGCCAUUCGAAUCCAGUAUUAGUGCGGUGUAGAGAGUGCUUCUCGGUGUUUUUUCAUCUUCACGCCUGCCUUCCUUCCCGAGGUUUACCGAUUUUCCAUUCGUGACUUCGACCGAUACCCGGUGUAACAGACAAAAUGCCUUUUAAACCAGUAGAACAUCCCAAGUGUCCCAAAUGCGGCAAAUCCGUGUACGCUGCAGAAGAACGUGUUGCUGGAGGACUCAAAUGGCACAAGAUGUGCUUCAAGUGUGGUCUGUGCGGCAAAUUACUCGACUCGACAAACUGCACCGAGCACGAGGGUGAGCUUUUUUGCAAAGUGUGCCAUGGACGCAAGUUCGGUCCUAAGGGAUACGGCUUCGGUGGAGGCGCUGGUUGCCUGUCCAUGGAUCAGGGCGAACAUUUGAAGAGUAGCGAGGAACUCGCGAGAGGAUCGAACGCCAUUCUGGAACCAAGAGCCAUCGCGAAGGCGCCAGAAGGAGAGGGUUGUCCUCGAUGCGGAGGAUACGUGUACGCUGCCGAACAGAUGCUGGCCAGAGGAAGGCAAUGGCACAAGGAAUGCUUUAAAUGUGCCAACUGCUCCAAGAGAUUAGACUCGGUCAACUGCUGCGAAGGUCCUGAUAAGGACAUCUAUUGCAAAGUAUGCUACGGAAAGAAAUUCGGACCGAAGGGUUAUGGGUACGGCCAGGGUGGUGGCGCCCUACAAAGCGACUGCUACGCUAAUGGCGAGGCAGCUCCUCGUACAACCGUGAUCGACACCGCCAUAAUCAAAGCCCCGCCCGGCAAAGGUUGUCCACGUUGCGGCGGCGUCGUGUUCGCCGCCGAACAGGUGCUCGCGAAGGGCCGCGAAUGGCACAGAAAAUGCUACAAGUGUCACGACUGCAGCAAAACGCUCGACUCGAUCAUCGCCUGCGACGGGCCCGACAAAGACGUCUACUGUAAGACCUGCUACGGAAAGAAAUGGGGACCGCACGGAUACGGAUUCGCAUGUGGUUCGGGAUUCUUACAAACCGAUGGUCUAACGGAGGAAGAGAUUUCGGCUAAUCGACCAUAUUACAAUCCCGAUACGACGGCAAUCAAGGCGCCAGCCGGUCAAGGUUGCCCUCGUUGCGGUGGCAUGGUAUUCGCCGCCGAACAACAGCUUGCCAAGGGGACUAUGUGGCACAAGAAAUGCUUCAACUGCGCCGAGUGCCAUCGACCUCUCGACUCUAUGCUGGCCUGCGAUGGACCCGACAAGGAGAUUCACUGCCGAUCGUGCUACAGCAAGCUUUUCGGACCCAAAGGAUUCGGAUUCGGACAUACCCCCACCCUCGUUUCAACCGAUGGGGAUCACGCUCCCUCCUACAUCGAUGCAAAGCCUCAGGUCGGGCAGAAGCGGAGCGACGGGCACGGGUGCGCGCGUUGCGGCUACUCCGUGUACGCUGCCGAGCAGAUGAUCUCGAAGAAUCGCGUGUGGCACAAGCGUUGCUUCAGCUGCGCCGAGUGCCACCGCUCGUUAGACUCGACGAAUCUGAACGACGGCCCAGACGGAGACAUUUAUUGUCGCGGAUGUUACAACCGGAAUUUCGGGCCGAAGGGGGUGGGCUUCGGCAUGGGCGCGGGCACCCUGACGAUGGCCUAACUUGUUCAGAAAUAUAUUCAACACCAGCUCGAACCAGUCUCGUAUAUAUAUAUAUAUAUACAUAUAUAUAUAUACAUAUAUAUAUAUAUAUAUAAAUAUAAAUAUACACAUAAAUAUAAUUAUAUCCAAUAUAUAUACGUGCGAAUAAACGAUCGCGGAUAAUAAUAUAAUCACUCGCUCGCAACGCUUAAUAAAUUCAUUGUGGAUCUUCUCUAUUGCGGUUUCCUUCGUUUAUUCGUAUGUAUAGAAAUAUGUAUAUGUAUAGACGCCUGACUCCUCGAACUAACUUUUCGCGAAAAAGUUUCACGCUGCUCCGAAAACUCCGAAAACCAAAGAGAAAAGAAAAGAAAAGAAAAGAAAAGAAAAGGAAGAAAAAAAGCAAAGAGAAAAAAAAGUCAAAGAAUUUCUUUCUUUCGUUUCAACGACGUUUUUAAUCGCUUAAAUAUAUAUAUAUAUAUAUAUAUAUAAAAUUCGACUCGAUCUUCUUCGACGAAGAACCACGCGCGAUGAUUUUGCAUCCGUCGAUGAUUUUGUCUCCUCGAUGAUGCGGCGCACGAAACGACCACGCGAUUACACAAUCGAUUAAUCGAACUGUGAACGAGCAAGCUUUUAUUACUUUUGUAUAAGGCGAAAAUUUGCGAUCUGAGAUCGAGAAGCUCCGCGGAAGCUUCCUUCUCCCUGGGAAGGGGGUAGAGUGUAUAUAUAUAUAUAUAUAUAUAUAUAUAUAUAUAUCCUCCAUCCGUCGGCAUCCUGUCCAUGUUUUUUUUCUCUCUCUCUCUCUUUCUUUCUUUCUUUUUUUUUCGAACGAAGGACCUUGGAAUUCGGGACCAAUACUGAUUCGGGGAAAUUUUAAUUUAGAAUUUAUCCAUCGAUCUUAUCUCGAAAGUGUGCACAAGGAUCCCGCCCCCUUAUCCUCGGGAGAAGGAUAGAUACACGAGGCUGACACAAGAAAAAGUACAAAGUAUACAAAUCCGUUAUAUACCUGGAUUGCUAUCAGGAGCAACGAUUGUAGAUUAAAACGACGAGCAAGAAGUGACGAGCGAAGAAGAGCAAGAAGGAACGAAGAUGCAAAAGAUAAAUAAAAAAAAAAAAAAAAUGAUUAUUUUCAAUAAAUGUAAUAUGUUUUGAAAAAAAAAAGAAAAAGAAAAUAAUAAUAAUAAUAAUAAUAAUAACAAUAAGAAAAGAGAAUUAAAGAAAAUAGAGGGAGUGUGGGGAGAGGGAAGAGGCUUUGAAAAAGAAAAAGAAAAAGAAAAAAAAGAAAAAGUGGAAGCGGCGAAAACAUUCGACAUUCCAAUUUUGUUGCGCGUCUAAUCGAGAAGACCUCGUCGAAAGAAAAGUCAUCGUUUCAACCUAA